Molecule: messenger RNA, 699 nt
Organism: Drosophila novamexicana
Lineage: Eukaryota; Metazoa; Arthropoda; Insecta; Diptera; Drosophilidae
Exons: 2
Coding region: 1-699 (232 amino acids)
Source: RefSeq, a predicted model, not a curated record
AUGCGUGUCCUUAUUACAAUUUGCCUGCUGGCCGUAGUCUACGCUGAGAGAUUGGGAUACAACUACCAGCCUGUGGAUCAGCCCAUCUCCUACACGCCCAGCGCUGUUGGCCAAGCUGCAUAUAUUCCACCUGCGGAAACUGGAGCUAUUGAACCAGGUUUUGCUGCACCGGCACCCGCUGAGCAGGCAUACCAAGCCCCUGCUGAGCUGCUCAAGGAGUUCGUCACCUACACAGCAGACGAGCGCGAUUUCAACGAGCCCAUCAACCAAGAUCAGCUGUCAAAUAAUCUUCGCAAGAACCUGCGUGUUGUAUUCAUUAAGGGACCCGAAUACAGUGGUGUGCAAGAUGCUGCAUUGGCGCUGUCCAAGCAGGCAGCCGAACAACAAACCGCAAUUUAUGUGCUGAACAAGCAGGCCGAUAUCAAUGAUCUUGGCAACAAGCUGAACAACAUUCGCUCCAACACCUAUCAGAAGCCGCAGGUGCACUUCGUCAAGUACCGCACGACUGAAGAUGCCAUCAAUGCCCAACGCGCCAUUCAGGGUCAGUACGAUCAGCUGGGCGGUGUCUCCAUUAAUCAGGAUGGCGGCGUUGCAUCCGUGCUGAACUUUGCAUCCCGCGGACCCGCCCAAGCUGCGCCAGCUGUGCAAGAGCCCUUGAACUCGUAUCUGCCCGCAUCGGUGCUGCGCAGUCGCCUUUAG